Molecule: messenger RNA, 447 nt
Organism: Penicillium crustosum
Lineage: Eukaryota; Fungi; Ascomycota; Eurotiomycetes; Eurotiales; Aspergillaceae
Exons: 2
Coding region: 1-447 (148 amino acids)
Source: RefSeq, a predicted model, not a curated record
AUGACGAAGACCGAGAUGACCUCGCCCGAAUGGACACCACCUAAACACCACCUGAACACUACCGAAAUAUCUUCCUCGUUUGAUAUUCAGUUCAAACACUAUUGUUCCGCAAAGCCCAACCCAACCCACAGCCCAUCAAUAGGGGCGAUAGAGUUGCGUUGCAUGGUCUUGGGCCGCGAUGGCUCUAUCAAAGAAUCUGAAGUUCGAAAAAUCAGAGAUGACCUGGCCAAACAGUGGGGAUUAGAUGGUCUGGAUCUACACAACGUGGACCUUAUCUCAGAGGGAAUCCCACAUUUGUUGGUCCGUCCGUCCGUCAUGUUUAUUAGCAUGUUCACUUUACGACUCCUCGUUCGCGCACAAGGAGUGCUUCUUUUCCUUCUCCCAAUUGAGGACUGCCAUGUAAAGGUGCAGAAUGUCUUCAUAGCAGACCUUCAGAGCAGACUCUGA